Molecule: messenger RNA, 744 nt
Organism: Aedes albopictus (Asian tiger mosquito)
Lineage: Eukaryota; Metazoa; Arthropoda; Insecta; Diptera; Culicidae
Product: mucin-7-like
Exons: 4
Coding region: 1-744 (247 amino acids)
Source: RefSeq, a predicted model, not a curated record
AUGGACAAUGAAUCGGAAUACUAUUUGGUACUACAGCAAAGAACGAGAAACCCUCUACCAAGCAAUGCGUUAUCUAAUGCUAGCAUCUACGACCAGUUGUACAAUCUUCAAGUCGUACCCUGCAUGUCGUCGAAAGCAACAUUCAUCGAAACAUCUGAUUCGCCAAGAGCGAGGCCUUCCACGCCGACCCUGACCAGGGAUGUUCCGAGUUCGCUCGAUGAGCCUCUGGCGGCAGUCGGCGUGGAUUGCCCAACACCAAGGGCAACAACUCUACUCCCGAACGUUGUGGUACGCAACACCCCCAUACUCAACAAAAGCAACAAAUUACCCAGUUCACCGCAGACAUCACCAUUAACGAAAGGAACUGACCUACCUGAUUCGCCAAGCGCGAGGCCCUCCACGCCGACCCUGACCAGGGAUGUUCCGGGUUCACUCGAUGAGCCUCUGGCGGCAGUCGGCGUGGACUGCCCUUCAUCAAGGGCAAUACCCCAGCCUCCGAUUGCUGUUGUAUGCAACCCUCUACACCGUUCGUCGCAGAUGCCAUCAAAAGCAACAAACUUCGAACUAUCUGAUUCGCCAAGAGCGAGGCCCUCCACGCCGACCCUGACCAGGGAUGUUCCGGGUUCGCUCGAUGAGCCUCUGGCGGCAGUCGGCGUGGAAUGCCCCCCACCAAGGACACCAAUCAACGGUACCAGUCACGCUUCGCCACGAUGGAAGUCGAAACGAUCACGGAAGUUCAGCUAA